This is a messenger RNA of Symbiodinium necroappetens, 2979 nucleotides long. The record is from the annotation of a GenBank genome assembly. Lineage: Eukaryota; Dinophyceae; Suessiales; Symbiodiniaceae.
AUGGUGGUGAGUACGUCAAUGGACUCUGUGUACGUCAAUGGUGGCUUAGUUCUGGGGGAGCAGCAGACGUUGGAAUCUCCUCAAGUUGCUGGCGGUGGAAGUCAGGGGGUCUUUCAGUGUGUGUGCAAAGGCUAUGAGGUAGAUCCGUCGUUGUGUGUCUGCGGGGUGACCUUCGAUUCGGCUGGUGGUGGGCCCCAGGAGUUCUUCAUCGGCGAUUAUCAGCAGGAACCUUUCGAGUCGGUCGAGUCGGACGGUGAGGAUGCUUGGUUCCAUGAGGUUUGGGGGGCUUAUGGGCCGCCUGAAGUAGCCCAACUCAAGGCCGUGGCUUCGGAAGACGAGACCUACUACCAGCUCGUUGGAGCCGAGGUUCCUUUGGAAGUGGGUUGGGAUCUGUUUGGCGGCUACCUUGAUGGACUUCGUCUAGCUUUGGUGCAUGAAGAGUAUGAAGAGCGAGAUCAUCUUCUACGACGAAGUGAGGAAGGCGGUGAUGCCUCGAGUUCACUGUCUCAGUGGACUGCCAGCCGACAGGAGUUGGAGGAGGUCCUCUACAAGUACCAGACAGAGGAGGAUGAGGCGAACGAAGAGAUCCUCCGGAAGAUCGAUGGGGAGACGGGCGAGGCUGAGGCCCCGCUUCACACGAAGACGAUCCCCAACGAGGUCGUGAGGAAGGAGCUUCAGUGCUGGGUUCCCAGCAUGGUCGCUGAGUACGAGGCGCUGGUUCGGGAGAAUGAUGCUGUUGAACCGUUCCCGGAGGAGAUCCUCGAGCAGUGGAGGAAGGAGGGCAAGGAGUUUGACCUGGUGCCUGGAAAAACCGUCCACACCAUCAAGGCCUUCACCGGGCGGUUGAAAACAAGGGCGGUCAUCUGCGGCAACUUUUUGGGUCAGUGUUUUACCAAGGCCCAGAAGUACGCGGCGGGAGCAGAUGGAGUGCUGAUUCGACUUCUUCUACGUGAAGCAGCACUUCGCCGAUGGCGUCUUUGUGUUUUGGACGUUCGAACGGCCUUCCUGCUGGCCCCGCUGCUCUUUCAAGAGGCUAGACCUACCUUGGUGAUGGUGCCAAAGAUGUUCUUGCUUGGUGGUGUUUGCAAAGAAACGGUUUGGAAGGUGAAGAGGGCUUUGUACGGAAUGGUCACCUCGCCUCGGAGCUGGGAGGUCUACCGUAACCAAACCAUGAAGAAGAUGAAGGGAAGCAUCCCGGAGGGCGAGAUCACCCUGCGGCCUUCGGAGGUGGAUGGGAGUCUGUGGUAUAUUAUGGUAGGGGCCCGUCGUGCGGGUGCUGUGAUCUGCUACGUCGACGACCUCCUCAUCGCCGGAGAAGACAAGGCUGCAGCGGAAGUGGCAAGUAUGUUCCGGCGAACAUGGAAGUGCACCGAGCCUCAGUGGGAUGAUAUUUCCUUCGACGGUUUCGAGGUGAAAAAGACUGAGGAGGGCCUGAUCCUUACCCAGGACAGCUACACCAAGGACCUCUUGGAGCGUUAUGCCAGCCUGGAGGGUUACGAGGAGGUCUCCGCGCCGAUUCAGUUGAAACCUGAGGAGUUUGCAUUGAAGGACGGCGAGCAGGCCUCAGAGUAUGUCCGAGCGGCUCAGGUGAUGGCUGGCGAGAUUCAGUGGUUGGCAGGACGAUGCCGCCCCGAGCUCAUCUAUGCCACCAACCUCCUCUCCCAGGCUAUCUCGAGGUGCCCCAAGGAGGCGGUUUAUCGUGGAGGGCACCUUUUGCGAUAUUUGAAGCGGUACCCUGCUGGCGGUUUGAAGUACACUACGUGUCCGGUGGUGGACAAGGAGGCUCGGACGUCUGGGGAAGGGCCCUUUCUGGAGGGCUACAGUGACGCCUCGUUUGCUCCCGACUCCGAACGCAGCCAGCAGUGCGUGCUGAUCUUUGCAGCGGGCGGCCUCAUUGCCUGGACGAGCUCCAGGCAGCCGUUUGUCACUAUGUCGACCGCCGAGAGCGAGCUGGUGGCGAUUUGUGAGCUGGUUACCUGCAUGAAGUCGGUAGAGCAACUCGCGGCUGAAGUGAUGCUGGGCGUGAUGAGUGACUCUACCAAGGUGCGGAAGAUCAUCUACAGCGACUCUCAGGCCGCCCUUUCGGUCUGCCGUUGUGCAGCCGGCAGCUGGAGGACGCGGCAUUUGAGGAUUCGCGGAAACAUGGUCCGCGAAUUGCUCGACCAAGAAGAUUGGGCAUCCUACCACAUCGAAGGAAGGGUGAUGACUGCCGAUGUCGGGACCAAGGCCUUGGCAGCAGACAGAUUCCGGCUGCUUGUCGACAGGAUGCAAAUGGCGAGAACUCGGGUGUCACCCGAGACCACUACAUGUACCCAGCCUCAGGUGGCGAAGAGACUGGUGUUGUUGUUGUGCAUGGCAGUGCUCGUGGACCAGGUUGAAGCGGCCGAGGAGGAACGGGACUACGUCUACUACAGCAUGAUGGCAGGCCUUUUGGUGGUCAUCCUUGCGGUUUACGAGUUCCUCAAGUGGUGUUUGAGGCAGCUGCGAAGUUGCUGUCGAUCUAGAGUCGAGGAUCGGAGGGCAGAGCAACCAGCGAGGUCACGCUCACCCGAUGGUCCGAGACUGACGGAGUCGACAACCACCUCGCGGCGUCGCCGACCUCCAACGCCGCCAGUUCCCGAACCUCUCGCGGGUGAUAUGACGACCGGGGCCUACAGUUUCAUCACUCCUUCUGGUGAUCGAGACCGUUGGGAGGUCGACUACGGACGCGGUGUGGCCAUUCGCUGGCACGCGAAACCUCGUCAGCAGUUGUUCGUGCCUGGACAUUGUGCUGGAGGUCCAGCGAUGGAUCGCUUCACCGGAGAAAGGCAAACGUAUGCCAAGUUCCCCAGUGGAAAUGUGCGGGUCAUUGAGGAUAACUUUCUGACGAAGACCAAACCUGCACAGGUUCUUGCCGAUCGAGAAUGGAAGGGGCGAACGGAGCUUCGCCUCCAUCCAGAUUCGAGGACGGAGCCCUCGAAGGAUCGUAAGAUGCGCUGA